This is a messenger RNA of Dermatophagoides farinae (American house dust mite), 2097 nucleotides long. RefSeq names its product myelin expression factor 2. The record is from RefSeq and is a predicted model, not a curated record. Gene Ontology annotation, molecular function: mRNA binding. Gene Ontology annotation, cellular component: nucleus; cytoplasm. NCBI's taxonomy places the organism in Eukaryota, Metazoa, Arthropoda, Arachnida, Sarcoptiformes, Pyroglyphidae.
UCUUGUUUUCUCGCCGGUCGAAUUGUUAAGAAUUUAUUUUCGUUUUUUUUUUUAUCCUUUUAAUGGACAACAACAUUGUGAAAAUGGAAUCCAACGAAAACGGUGAGAAGAAAAUUGAACAAAAUACUUCAAACAAUGAUUUGCCCAAAAGCAGCAGCAAUGAUUCGGGCCGUUCCAAAGAUUCUGGUCGAAGCAGCAGUGGUGGUCGUCGUGAUCGUAAUCGUUCACGACGUCGUUCUCGUUCACCAAUUCGUUCGCGUGAAGAUCGUUCAAACAAAAUUCAUCGACGUGUUUAUGUUGCUAAUAUUCCAUUUGAUGUAAAGUGGGGUGAGCUCAAAGAUUUAUUUCGCGAUAAAGUGGGCAAUGUUCGUUUCUGUCAACUUUUCGAAAAUGAAGAAGGAAAACCUCGCGGUUGUGGUCUAGUUGAAUUCGAAGAUUCAGCUUCUGCUAAAAAAGCCAUUGAUGUGCUCAAUCGCUUUGAUUACAAAGGUCGAGAACUUGUUGUCAAAGAAGACCUUGAUAUUGAUCGUGAUCGUUUCGGGCGAUUGAUUCUUUCUUCAGGUCGAGAGGAUCGUGAACGUGAUCGCGAUAGACGACGAGAUCGAUAUGAUGAUAGAUAUUCUAAUGGUUCUGAUUCUGGUUCUACUCCUUAUCAUACAUAUGGUUUGAGUCCACAGUUUCUUAAUUCACUUGGUAUCAAAGGUCCAUUGACAAAUCGUGUAUUUGUUGCUAAUCUUGAUUAUAAAGUUAGCGAACGUAAACUUGAGGACAUUUUUGGAUUGGCUGGAAAAGUCACCAAAGUUCGAUUGUAUUGUGACCAUGAAGGAAAAUCGAAAGGUUUCGGUGUUGUUGAAUUUGAACAUCCUGUCGAAGCCGUUCAAGCAAUUUCAAUGUUCAACAAUCAAAAACUUUAUGAUCGAAUUCUUAGUGUUCGCUUGGAUAAAUUUGACAAUGAGGAUCCAUUUGGCAAAGAUGGUUUGCCUGCCAAAUUACCGCGAGGUCUUGAAAGUAUUGGCAAAGGUCUUGGUAUUGAUGGUCAGCCGUUGAAUAUAGCUAAAAGUAUCAGUAGUCCUGCACCAAGCAUGCAAGGUCAGUCGUUGCCCGUACCAUCACCAAUCACACCUCAAGCUUCAAAUGUUACUCCACAAGCAGCCACAGCAGCCAUCAACGUUUUGAGCAACUUAGCCGGUCAUUUGCCUUCGUUGACUCAAUCAUUGGCACAAUUUUCUAAUAAUCCUUCUGGAACAAUUGCACCACAACCGGCUGCUUCAACUGGCUAUCCUUCAUCUACUAAUGAUAUUCCUGGUUCUGGAAAUACAGUUCCGGGUGCUUCUGCUACUGGUUAUGGCCAUAGUGGAUAUACUUCGGUUGUUCCACAUGGAAAUGGUACCGCACAGCCUGCUGCCCCAUAUCCAACUACAAGUCCAAUGAUGCCGCCAUCCAGUUAUGGUACGGCACCACCACCAACUUCUUCUGUUCCGUACAGUGCUAAUGCAGGAACGCCUAAUGCUCCAAUAAGCUCUUAUUCUACAUAUGAUCAACGUGGCGAUUAUCGUGAUGAUAAAUAUCGAACAUCUGGAAUUGAUACUAUUUUUGUUCGAAAUUUGCCACCAAAUUUUAGUUGGCAAAAUCUUCGUGACCGUUUCAAUGAAGUUGGUGAAGUUCGUUUUGCUGAAAUCAAAGGCCAUGGUACUGCUCUUGUUCGUUUCGGAUCUGAUCGUGAUGCACAAAGAGCAGUAGAUUUGAUGAAUGGAAUUCGCAUUGAAAAUCGAGCCAUUGAAGUCAGUCUUUAUUAUUAAUAAUAUAAUAUCAUUAUCGUUCAACAAACAAACAAACAAAAACAAAAAAAAACAUUUUCAUUCGUUUUCAUAUGUUCAUCAAUUUCUUUUUUUUUCUUCGAAAUUUUGACGUAUCAGCAUAUUCUGUUUUCUUUUUCAUCUUAACCCAUUUCAUUUGAAAUUUUCAAUUUUUGGUUUACUCAUCGUCAUUCUAAUUGCUAAUUUUCUAUUUCAUUUUGUAACUGACUAAUUUCCACUUGAUCCACAUUUGAAUCAUCAUCAAUCAUCAUCAUUAUAUAUGAAUAUAAAUAUCCUUUUU